GGCCUGCCCGCCCGCCCGCCCGCAUCGCCAUGGCUCUCGCCGUCCGCACGCCCCGCUUCCAGCCUCGACGGACCUCCAUUUCUGCGCCCGCACCACCCGCCUCGACAUCCCUCGCCGCCGCGAACGCGAGGCCCCGCGCCUGCGCCGCCGCCGCCGUCCGCGCCUCGCCCUUCACCGAGGCCACCUCCUCCUCGCGCUACCGCCGCGACGCCUGGUCCUACGCCGCCGCCGAUGGCUCCUCCAGCUCCGCAUCCCCGUCCUCUUCCGAUGCUGCCGCUGCCGCCGCCGCUGCGGCGGCGGCGGCGGGCCGCCGGGACGACGAGAUCGCGCUGCAGCUGCCGGAGCUGCGGAGGCUCCUGGACGCGCUGAGGGCGUCCAGGGGGAAAGGCGCCGAGGGGGCAGACGGCGGCGGCGGGCCCGGGAGGGUGGCGCUGGUGGGGACAGGGCCCGGGGACCCCGAGCUGCUCACGCUCAAGGCGGUCCGGGCCAUCGAAGCGGCGGACCUGGUGCUCUACGACAGGCUGGUGUCUAACGACGUGUUGGACUUGGUCGGGGAGGGCGCCAGGCUGCUCUACGUCGGCAAGACGGCGGGAUACCACAGCCGCACCCAGGAGGAGAUUCACGAGCUGCUGCUGAGCUUUGCCGAGGCUGGUGCCAAUGUUGUCCGCUUGAAAGGUGGCGAUCCUCUGGUUUUUGGAAGGGGCGGAGAAGAGAUGGAUUUCUUACAGCAACAGGGAAUCAAAGUCGAAGUUAUCCCAGGAAUUACUUCUGCUUCAGGAAUUGCAGCAGAACUAGGCAUUCCGCUAACCCAUAGAGGUGUUGCUACCAGUGUCAGAUUUUUAACCGGACACUCCAGAAAUGGUGGGACAGAUCCACUACAUGUAGCUGGAAGUGCAGCUGAUCCAGACACUACUUUGGUUGUGUACAUGGGUUUGUCAACACUUCCAUCACUCGCUCCAAAGUUAAUGAAGCACGGCCUGCCGCCAGAUACCCCUGCUGUUGCAGUAGAGCGCGGGACUACACCUCAACAACGAACGGUGUUCUCCUUGUUAAAGGAUCUUGUGGAUGAAGUCAAGUCAGCUGAUCUAGUUUCUCCAACUCUAAUAAUUAUCGGGAAAGUGGUAUCCUUGUCGCCCUUCUGGGUGGAGUCAUCUGAACAUUAUGCACUGAAAAUUGAGAGCUCUUAUACAAAUGAAACCAGAUGAUAGCACGUUUUCCUGAUUUUAGUGAUUGGACAAUACUUAAGUAAUGAAAUAUCCCAGAUACGAGCAGUUCCAAUUGAGAUCCAUUUAGGAAAUGCAAGCACAGGUUCGACCUGGUGUACACAAAACAUUUCAGGAAGCAUGGAUUCUGAAUGAUGGAUGGCUUAAGCCCAUAACAGCAUUGGGACAGAAGCGCACUUCUUCUGAUCAUGCUUUGACUCUUUGGCCUAUCUACCUGAGAUCCACAAAUUUUUGAUUUAGUUGUUCGACAAUAAUUGUGUGCUUCUGUAUUGCUUUGGUGGGAAUUGCUUUGAUCCCCUUUCUUCUGUUGAUGAAGAGGUCAUGUCUGGAGGCUUGAGCUUCAGUAUAUAGACGCAUUUCAAUUCAGUGUGGUCUUUGUCA
Molecule: messenger RNA, 1604 nt
Organism: Sorghum bicolor (sorghum)
Lineage: Eukaryota; Viridiplantae; Streptophyta; Magnoliopsida; Poales; Poaceae
Product: uroporphyrinogen-III C-methyltransferase
Exons: 6
Coding region: 30-1205 (391 amino acids)
Biological process (GO): siroheme biosynthetic process
Molecular function (GO): uroporphyrin-III C-methyltransferase activity
Source: RefSeq, a predicted model, not a curated record